This is a messenger RNA of Scomber japonicus (chub mackerel), 2746 nucleotides long. Its product is annotated as zinc finger BED domain-containing protein 4-like. The record is from RefSeq and is a predicted model, not a curated record. The transcript is spliced from 2 exons. Lineage: Eukaryota; Metazoa; Chordata; Actinopteri; Scombriformes; Scombridae. Bases 59 to 1828 code for a protein of 589 amino acids. Gene Ontology annotation, molecular function: protein dimerization activity.
UCAAGUGUCUCCUUCGGACGUUAAACUUGUGAUUUGCAAUGACUGCAAAGCGUCAGUUAUGCGAGGCGGAACCAAGAUUUCUUCCUUCAACACUUCCAAUUUAAUCUCCCACCUCAGGAUGAAUCAUUCAGAGAGUUACGCGGCAUUUGUGCAGCAAAGCAAUGAGAAGAAGCAACAGGGACAGGCAGCACUGAAAAAAAACACACAGUUGACGCUCAAAGAGUCCACCGAGAAAAAACAAAAAUACGCCACGGACCACCCCAGGGCAAAAGCCAUCAAUCGGAAAAUAAUUGAGUGUAUUGCACUGGAUAACCAGCCCUUUUCAAUCGUGCAAGAUGCCGGAUUCACCAAACUUGUGGAGUUCCUCGAGCCACGCUUUACCAUGCCCAAUCGCAAGUAUUUAUCAGAUGUUUGUUUACCCGAGUUGUACAGUGUUGUUUACAGUCAUGUCGAGAAGCUAAUUGCUGAUGCUACAUCCAUUAGCUUCACAACAGAUAUCUGGUCUUCAAGCGUUUGCCAGGUUAGCAUGUUGAGCUUGACUGCUCAAUGGCUAGAUAAAGACUUUGUGCUGAAGAAGUCUGUGCUUCAUUCCCAAGAGUGCCGCGGGUCUCAUACGGCAGAAGCAAUCGCAUCUGCUUUUGAAGGGAUGUUCGAGACGUGGACAAUCCCCAAGGAGAAUGUGCACGUAGUGGUCAGAGACAACGCACGCAACAUGGCUAAAGCUACGUCGGAGUUUGGUGUCCCAAGUCUGCCCUGCAUGGCACAUACCUUGCAGCUCGCAGUGAAUGGAGGUGCCCUGUCUCAGCGCAGUAUUGCAGAUGCUCUGGCUGUGGGGAGGCGAGUGGUGGGACACUUCAAGCAUUCACCACUUGCUUGCAGUCGUUUUGAAGACAUACAAAAAGAACUCAAUAUGCCCGUGAAAAAGCUGCAACAAGACGUUUCCACCAGGUGGAAUUCCACCUAUUAUAUGAUGCAGAGCCUGGUGGAGCAGAAGAGGGUUUUAAGUGCAUAUGCUGCUGAUUAUGAACUCCCCACAACAUUGACAGCAACUCAGUGGGGGAUUAUGGAGAAGAUGAUCACCCUCCUGAAACCCUUUGAGCAGCUAACCAGGGACAUCAGCUCUGCAGAGGCCACUGCUGCAGAUGUCAUCCCUGGUGUGGUGUCCCUGACACGGCUGCUUGCCAAGAUGGAUGAAUCAGACAAAGGUGUGCAAACAGCCAAACAUACUCUAUUGGAAGCUGUCAGUAAACGCUUUAAUGGUGUGCAAACUGAACCUCUUUAUGCAAUUGCAACUAUGGUUGAUGCUCGCUACAAAGACCGUUAUUUUGACCCGGAUAAGAAGGAGGAAGCACGGAAUAUGCUGCUGAAAGUUGUGGAUGAAAUGGCCAGUGUGGGCAAUGAUCAGCAAGAAGACGCUGCUGGUGCCAGUGCAGGUGAUCCAGGCCAGGAGGACCAGGACCCCCCACCUAAGAGGGCCCGAACUGGGAGCCUGCAGGACAUGUACCAAGAAAUCCUCACAGAGAAUGAUGUCGCCAAACAAGCAACUACAGGCGAAACAGCAUCACAGGUGCAUGCAUACCUGGGAGAAGCCACCAUCCUCAAGACAGCAUGCCCUUUCAAGUACUGGAGCUCCACCCAAGUCCGCUUCCCUGCACUUGCCCGAGUUGCACGCAAGUACCUCACUACACCCUGUACCAGCGUAGACAGCGAGCGGCUGUUCAGCGCCGUCUCCAAUGUCAUAGACGAGAAGAGAAAUCGCAUACACUGCCACAAUGCUGAGAUGCUUAUUUUCAUUCAGAAAAAUCUACCUCUCACAAACUCAAAUUAGACCAGUCAUAUAGUCGAGUCAGCAUCAGUCUUUUAGCCUCAUUUGUUCCACUUUAAAGGAGGGUUAUGUUUACUAGUCUGGACUCAAGCUGUUUUUAUUUUUUGUGCCUUUCUUGUUUUUAUUUGCACAUGUUGUUGUUACUCAUACGAAAGAGCAGGGUGGCCCAGUGUAUGUUUAUAUUUUAAUGAUUGUGGGUAUGGCCCGUUAUGAAGGCCAGUCAGUCUUUUAGCCCCGUUCAUUGGACUAAUACUAAAGGAGGACUUUGUUUACUACUCUGGAAGGUCUGGACUGAAACUUUGUGCCUUCCUUGUUCUUAUUGCACACUACCUUAAUGUUGCAUCUCUUUGUUGUUGCUCAUGUAGAGCAGUGCUGAUUGAGCCCAGUUUAUAAUUUCAAUGAUUGCAUUAGCCCAAGUAAUGGGCUAGGGACACAGGCUGCUUAGAUUUGUACACCUUAAAAUGUUUCAUUUUUUGUUCUUCACCUCAAGCCUGAAGUAUGUUUUAUGUAUGUUUUAUCUUCAUUUGUGAAGAAGUCAAAUUUGCCCUAUUUGUUGUGGGCAUUGUCAAGAUUAUCUCAGGUAGAGUGUAAUCCAAACUGUUGUUUGAGACAAUUUAAAAAAAUAAAUAAACAUGGCACUUUUUCCCUAAAUUAAGUUGAAGUAUUUUUCUUAUUUUGCACCGACAAUGUUAACAUUUGGAAAGCCUUGUUGCAUUCGAGAAUGCAUACAGUGGGGCAUCACAAUAACAUUAAGCAUGUUGUGUUAAUUCCACAACAGGAGAUAUGUGAUGUUACCUAAAUUAGUUUUGAGGAAAAAUAACCCACAUAUCGACAUCGGUAUCGGCUGAUAUCGGUAUCGAAAAUUGAGAGUUGGACAAUAUCGGCAUAUCGGAUAUCGGCAAAAAAGCCAAUAUCGGACAU